GUACACUACAAAAAUGUCAUUGAAGAACAGAUAAAGAAAGAGACAGCAGGUUUAUUAGAUUGUAGAAGGCGCUGUGUGAUGUCAUUUGGAUGAGCGGUUCAGAGUGCGAGCAGCAAUACCGGAUGCCAAGCAACAGCCACGUUUUGAACUGACAUUGCACUGUUUAUUUUUAAGCCUACAGUCUAUGUUCCUUCUGGUCAUGCAGCUGGUGAUCCGCCGGUACCAUCCCUCAGACAAGGACCCAGUACUCGCCCUGUUCAGAAUCGGCAUCCUGGAGCACAUCGGUCCAUGUUUUCACAACACCAUGACCAGCCCUCUCUACCUCACCAUCACCCUGGCUCUGGGUGUCACUGGCUACCUGCUGGGCUCCGUGUUAGGGGCUGUGGUGUUACCGGGAGCCUGGGUGGGCCUCGUCUUCUACUGCUGUCAUGAGCAAUAUGCCAUCUACGUCAGGGAGAAACUCCGGACAGACAUGCAGGACAUCCCUGGGAACUAUCUGAGCAGACCGGAUGACUGUUUCUGGGUGGCAGAGGCUGAGGUUGAUGGGAGGGCCCAGAUCGUAGGUAUGGUGGCUGUAGUGGCCAAACAAAGUGGAAAAGAAAGACAUGGGGAACUGUUCAGGAUGGUAAUCUCACCAUUGUGCAGACGGGUAGGCCUGGGCUUCAGGAUGGCUCAGACUGUGAUUGACUUCUGUAAGGAACGAGGCUUCUCCAAGGUGGUUCUGAAAACCACCUCGGUGCAGACCGCUGCUGUGGCCCUGUACAAGAAACUGGGGUUCAUCUACGUCUUCUCACACACCGAAACACAGGCUCCUCUGUGGAUUGUAACGCUGGCCAAGGUGACGGUUUUACAGUUGGAAAAACACCUGUAGACCUGAAAUAAUCCGGAUCAGCUACUGUGAUGUUCCUGUUAAGUUCAUCUGUAUCAGUGCUUGUCUUUUGGUCAAAUUUGACCCGUUUUUAAAGUUUUUUUAUCAGAAAUAAUCUUACAAACAGCAGCUGCGAACUACUUCAUGUAAUGGAUAAUUGUUGUAUAAUACUGAAAUUGGAAUUGGGCAGUGGAUCAUUAGGAUUAUAAGCAGAUGAACACAAACACGUGUACACACACACACGUGUACACACACAUUCCCUCACACACACACCUGGCGCAUGGGGUAAUGGAUCACGCUACUGUACUUUACACACACACACACGCAUGCGUGCACACACAAGACCACACACACACAAAAACAGCUGAGAUCUGCAAUAUAUCACUAUUGUGCUUUCCUGACAUAAAUAUGCACACAAAUGCACAUGUGCGCACACACACCAUUUUUUUACUACAGUUGCAUCAGUUAACUUUGACUUGGGGAUAUCCUGGCUAGUAAGAGUCACAACCAGACAUUAAUCCAAAACAACUAAUGAUUUCUCCUCAUGUUACUCAGAAAUUAGAUAUAAUUUAAUGUAAAUUAGGUCUGUUGACCUGGAAUGGAAAAAAAUAAGUGUAAAACUAGUUGGAAUAAAGUUGGAUAAAAGUGUUUACACAGAAUUGAGUGAUAAAGUAUAAUUUUCUAUGCUUUAUAAACAAGCAAAUCAGACCCGGUCACUAUUGACCCAGGAAGACAACCAGU
This is a messenger RNA of Etheostoma spectabile (orangethroat darter), 1609 nucleotides long. Its product is annotated as N-acetyltransferase family 8 member 3. The record is from RefSeq and is a predicted model, not a curated record. The transcript is spliced from 3 exons. Gene Ontology annotation, molecular function: N-acetyltransferase activity. NCBI's taxonomy places the organism in Eukaryota, Metazoa, Chordata, Actinopteri, Perciformes, Percidae. The coding region runs from base 185 to 871 and encodes 228 amino acids.